Tinamus guttatus (white-throated tinamou) is the source of this 746-nucleotide messenger RNA. NCBI's taxonomy places the organism in Eukaryota, Metazoa, Chordata, Aves, Tinamiformes, Tinamidae. The record is from RefSeq and is a predicted model, not a curated record.
AUGGACGUUGGGAGCUGCCUGGGUUGGGCACAGCGCCUUGUUGGAGUCGCUCGCGCUGCGUUUUACAAAGGUGUCGAGCAGCUCCAGGCUGCCGGCCUCUCGGUGCUUCCCUGGCAGGCACUAACCGAGCAUCGUCGCUGUCACCCCGAUAACCUGGCCUUUCUGUUUCCCUUCUCUAGAUCGAGCUGGGAGCUGCCCGACCUGCGAGAAGGAAGAGUAAAAGCCAUCAGCGAUUCCGAUGGAGUGAGCUACCCCUGGUAUGGAAACACCACGGAAACCGUGACGCUGGUCGGGCCCACUAACAAGAUCUCCAGGUUCUCGGUGAGCAUGAAUGACAAUUUCUACCCCAGCGUGACGUGGGCUGUCCCCGUGAGCAACAGUAACGUGCCGCUGCUGACAAGGAUUAAAAGGGACCAGAGCUUUACCACGUGGCUGGUGGCCAUGAACACCACCACCAAGGAGAAGAUCAUCUUGCAGACUAUAAAGUGGAGGAUGCGAGUGGACAUUGAGGUUGAUCCCAUGCAGCUCCUGGGGCAGCGGGCACGGCUGGUGGGAAGGACUCAGCAGGAGCAGCCCCGGAUCCUGAGCAGGAUGGAGCCCAUCCCGCCAAAUGCACUAGUGAAACCCAACGCCAACGAUGCCCAAGUCCUCAUGUGGAGACCCAAGCGAGGCCAGCCUAUAGUCGUUAUACCUCCAAAGUAGAGCAGCACUGAGGUGCACACCGCUGUGCGCGCGUGAGGACUGUG